GCAGCCACAACAUCCACAGCAGCAGCAGCCACAACAUCCACAGCAGCAGUAGCCACAACAUCCACAGCAGCCGCAGCAGCAGCAGCAGCCGCAGCAGUAGCAGCAUCCGUCCACCACGUCGCCCCCCAAGCCCAGCUCGAGUGGGAAGAGCCCGAAGGGCAGCAUGGAGAUCAGUUUCGGCGGAAAGCACGCGCUGGUGACGGGGGCAGGCAAAGGUAUUGGCAGGGCCACCUGCAUAGCCCUACAGAGUCUGGGAGCCACGGUGACGGCGCUGAGCCGGACCCAGGCCGACCUGGACAGCCUCACCCACGAGUGCCCCGCGGUGCGUGCCGUGUGUGUGGACCUGGCCGACUGGGCGGCGGUGGAGGCGGUGCUGGGGGCCGUGGGCCCGGUGGACCUCCUCGUCAACAACGCCGGCGUCGCCCUGCUGCAGCCCUUCCUCGACGUCACGGCGGAGGCCUUCCAGCGUUCAUUUGACGUGAACGUGAAAGCAGUUCUUCAGGUGUCACAGGCGGUGGCGAGGGGCAUGGUGGCACGGGGAAGCGGCGGCGCCAUCGUGAACGUGUCGAGCCAGGCGUCGCAGCGAGCGCUGCUCAACCACACCGUCUACUGUGCCUCGAAGGGAGCCCUGGACAUGCUCACCAAAGUCAUGGCCCUGGAGCUUGGACCUCACAAUAUCCGCGUGAACGCCGUGAACCCCACGGUGGUGAUGACGGACAUGGGUCGCGAGGCAUGGAGCCCCCCGGAGCGAGCGGGUCCCAUGCUGGCGCGCAUACCACUCGCUCGAUUCGCCGAGCUGGAGGACGUGGUGAACGCCGUCGUGUUCCUGCUGAGCGAGCGCAGCGCCAUGGUGCACGGCGUCACGCUGCCCGUGGACGGGGGCUUCCUCGCCUGCUAGGCGACGCAGUCACCGGCGUCACGCUGCAGCGCCACGGUCACCACCACCACGUGUCACAUCACCAACCCUGGUGCCUCCAAGCUAAACACCAGGGGGUGGCACCACCGGCGUUCCCGCCACCCUGGAGAGCCCCUUCCUCCGGAGGGUGCUUGGCCUACUCUUCCGCAUUGCUAUUAUUGUACAGCCGGAGCGAUCGCCCUCCAUGGGCGUAUGUCGGGUGAACUGUUCCGGAAAUCUCUGCCUUAGCAGCGACACGGCUAACGCUGUUGCCAGCAAUGACAACAACACACGCUUUGCACACGCCGUCACCAACACCGUGUCGGCGCGAAAAUCAUGCCUCCCACUCGAUCCCCCCCCCGCCCCCACAACCACCAGCAGCUCUAAAUAAAGCUACCGAUCGUA
Petromyzon marinus (sea lamprey) is the source of this 1300-nucleotide messenger RNA. It is a transcript of the gene DCXR, whose product is annotated as dicarbonyl and L-xylulose reductase. Gene Ontology annotation, biological process: xylulose metabolic process; glucose metabolic process. The record is from RefSeq and is a predicted model, not a curated record. Gene Ontology annotation, molecular function: carbonyl reductase (NADPH) activity; L-xylulose reductase (NADPH) activity. Lineage: Eukaryota; Metazoa; Chordata; Hyperoartia; Petromyzontiformes; Petromyzontidae.